AUGGGAGGUAAAUUCUGGUCUAAAGAAGAACAGACAUAUUUUGAGUGCGAAAUUAUGCCCAUGUCUCGCUUCAAUGGACCUAACGGCACGUACAAUCCAAACAUAGGCAAGUCCUGGGCAGAGCUUGCAGUUAAGAUGCAGAAAUACCUAGGUGGCGAAGGCCUAGCCCGUAGAGUAUACACGGGAAAUAUGCUGUAUGAACAUUGGUACCAGACUGUCAGGAAAGUUUGGGGUGAGAUUCGCGCAAAGAACGCUAGAGCCAGUGCCAAAGCUGGUGGUCGUGGCGCUGACAGACAGCCGCGAACAACCCGUAGCAAGAAGCCGAAACAGAGGGCUAAUAACAUGCCUCCUCCGUCAGUAGUUCCCCGGGAGCCCGAACGCCUCUUGAUACUUCCUACAAGACCACGAAAUGAAGCCAUUCCUUCCCAAGGCGACACGGAAUCUCCACGCCACGCCCAAGAUAAUCCUCAGAUGGGACAAGUCUUUGCUUUUGAAAGUUCUUUCAGAGAAUUUGAAGGCCAAAAUUUGGCUCAAAGACACUAUAUUGGUCCUUCAGUAGCUUCGGCUCAAUCAUCAAACCAUCGAUUUCACCGACAUCGAGCCCCUGAUAGACCAUAUUUAACCCAUGCCGAGGGCGCAGAAUCGUACCAUCGACUACAUCUUACUGGGUGCCUUGCGGGUCAAAGAUUCUGUUUCUCUCAUGAGCAAGAAGCUUGCAGCAUCGCAGCCUUUCACCAAGUCUUGGCCGGUCAAGAACGCCAGACUAUCAUUAUCAGGGAGCCUACUCCUGAAGAUGAUGGACAAAGCCUCUUUAUCCAACAAUCUCAGCCCGAAUUCAACUGCAGACUUCCCAUCCCGCGCCCUAAUACGGAGCUAGAUGCGGCUCAUACUAUGACGAUGUUCCGUUCCCAAGAGAUGACCACACUACGUGGCACCCCUUCGACUAGCCGUCAAAAUCACGAAACCCGCAGUUCUUUGUGCCAGGUUCACCCCCAUGAAUAUGAGUCUCAAAGACAUGGUACAUUUCCAGGACCUUCUCUCGCACCAAUAAUUUCUCGUCAAAACACACCACGUCAAGGUGAAAUUCAGGGUCAAGUGAACCAAUUGGAGGAGAAUAGCAAGGAAAAGGAACAGUAA
Molecule: messenger RNA, 1137 nt
Organism: Sclerotinia trifoliorum
Lineage: Eukaryota; Fungi; Ascomycota; Leotiomycetes; Helotiales; Sclerotiniaceae
Source: the annotation of a GenBank genome assembly